Messenger RNA from Strongylocentrotus purpuratus (purple sea urchin), 8280 nucleotides. Its product is annotated as E3 ubiquitin-protein ligase HECTD1. Gene Ontology annotation, molecular function: ubiquitin protein ligase activity; protein binding. Gene Ontology annotation, biological process: anatomical structure development; protein K63-linked ubiquitination; proteasome-mediated ubiquitin-dependent protein catabolic process. Bases 220 to 7866 code for a protein of 2548 amino acids. The transcript is spliced from 44 exons. Lineage: Eukaryota; Metazoa; Echinodermata; Echinoidea; Camarodonta; Strongylocentrotidae. Gene Ontology annotation, cellular component: nuclear speck. The record is from RefSeq and is a predicted model, not a curated record.
AUCCGGUUUCAAUCGUCACAACAGAAAAUGAGAGACAAAGCGGAGGGGGACACUCCGAAAAUACAUAACAAUCACUGUCCAAACAAAGGAUUAAGGUUUGGAAAUUAUUCAUAUUUGUAUUAAAAAUCUCACAGUGGGAAACCGAUUAUAAGGGGAGGCUUCUUCAGCAGAAGUUGGCUGUGGUGUAAGGGGGAGCCGUGAGCUGAGGCAGAUUCAGCAAUGGCAGAAGUGGAUCCAGAAACCCUACUGGAGUGGCUCCAGAUGGGGCAAGGGGAGGAGAGAGACAUGCAGCUCAUAGCCCUUGAGCAGCUGUGUAUGCUCCUUCUCAUGUCAGACAAUGUGGAUAGGUGUUUUGAGAGUUGUCCACCAAGGACUUUUCUUCCUGCAUUAUGCCGUAUCUUUCUUGAUGAGCAUGCUCCGGACAACGUACUGGAAGUGACUGCCCGAGCCAUCACAUACUACCUGGAUGUCUCGGCAGAAUGCACCCGUAGGAUCGUGGCCGUAGAUGGCGCCGUCAAGGCCCUUUGUAAUCGUCUGGUUGUUGUAGAGCUUUCUUGUAGAACCAGCAAGGAUUUGGCCGAACAAUGUAUCAAGGUCCUUGAAUUGAUGUGCACACGGGAGUCUGGAGCUGUGUUUGAGGCUGGAGGUCUGCAUUGCGUCCUUUCUUUCAUACGAGAUAAUGGCUCCAUGAUCCACAAGGAUACUCUACACUCUGCUAUGGCAGUUGUCUCCAGGCUAUGUGGCAAGAUGGAGCCUUCAGACACCUCAUUAGAGACGUGUGUAGAGUCCCUCUCAACCCUCCUCAAACAUGAAGAUCCACAUGUUGCUGAUGGAGCCCUACGCUGCUUUGCAUCCCUCGCUGACCGCUUCACAAGGCGUGGGGUAGACCCUGCCCCUCUUGCCCGUCAUGGACUGACCAAUGAGCUCCUAGAACGUCUGGCCAAUUGUGGCCAACCUGCCUCCUUUACCACCACCACUACCCCAUCCAGCACCCCUCGGCCAGCAGCAGGGGCGACACCAGACUCCAAGAGCAACCCUAACAUCUCUACUGUUAUCAGUCUACUAUCAACUCUAUGUAGAGGUUCACCGACUGUUACUCAUGAUUUAUUGCGAUCAGACCUCCCUGCAUCAAUAGAGAAGGCUCUCAUGGGUGAUGAAAGAUGUGUCCUGGACACCAUGCGUCUGGUAGACCUCCUUCUGGUGCUUCUGUUUGAGGGGCGUAAGGCUCUCCCCAAGUCCAGCAUUGCCCCUAGGCUUCGUAGCAGUACUACGGGUCUACGUCGCCUUGACAGCGCUGGAGAACGCACCCAUCGUCAUCUCAUUGACUGUAUCCGUAGCAAGGACACCGAUGCUCUCAUCGAUGCUAUAGAUACAGGAGUUGAGGUAAACUACAUGGAUGAUGUAGGCCAGACCUUGCUCAACUGGGCUUCAGCCUUUGGAACUCAGGAAAUGGUUGAGUUUUUGUGUGAAAGAGGAGCUGACGUCAACAGAGGUCAAAGGUCAUCUUCUCUACACUAUGCUGCAUGCUUUGGUAGACCUCAAGUAGCCAAGACCCUGCUUCGUCAUGGUGCUAAUCCUGAUCUAAGGGAUGAAGAUGGUAAAACUCCUUUGGACAAGGCUAGGGAAAGAAAUGACGAAGGUCAUCGUGAGGUCAUGCAGAUUCUACAAUCUCCAGGUGAAUGGAUGGUGCCUGUAUCAUCAGCCACAGAGUCUACCAUAACCAGCCCGGAGGAAAUCAAACCAGAGGAUGGGGACAGGGAACCCAAGGGAGACCCGGAGAUGGCUCCUGUUUACCUCAGGAAAAUGCUGCCUAUCUUUGCUCAAGUCUACAACAACACCAUGAUGCCUUCAGUCAGGAAAGCUACACUAGCUCUUAUACGUAAGAUGAUCCACUAUGCACCGUCCAGGCUUCUAUGUGAGAUCUGCUCAGGAGAUCUGUUAGGCUUCACACCCGUCUUGGUUGAAGUACUAGCAGCAGUCCUAGAUCAUGAGGAUGAUGACGAGGGUCACCUGACAGCCCUCCAGAUCAUUCAAGACCUGAUGUACAAAGGCCAGGAUCUGUUCCUUGAUCACUUUGCCAGACUAGGGGUGUUCAGCAAGGUGUCCUCCCUAGUUGGACCUCUAGAUGAGGACAGGGAGGAAGAAGGGGCCACUGCUCAAGUCAAAAGGGAGAUCCCUGAUGAUCAACACCACCAACUGCAGCAGCAGCAACACCAUCAACAUAUGCAACAACAACAACAGCAACAUCAACAACCGCAGCUACAGCAGCAACCCCAGACACAGAGGAUGGAUGAUUCUAAGGAGGUGGUAGCAGGUCGACCUUACAGCUGGAAGGAUUGGUGCUUAGCCCGGGGUAGGGAUUGUCUCUAUAUCUGGAGCGAUGCUGCUGCGUUGGAGCUCUCCAAUGGCAGUAACGGCUGGUUCAGGUUUAUCCUUGAUGGCAAAUUAGCAACCAUGUACUCCAGUGGUAGCCCUGAGGGAGGCUCUGAUAGCUCAGAGAGCCGUAGUGAGUUCCUUGAGAAGUUACAGCGUGCUAGAAGUCAAGUAAUGCCUGCUAUCCAGACCCAACCUAUCCUCUCCAUACCUGGUCCUACCAAGCUAGUGGUAGGUAACUGGACGCUACAGUGCAAGAAAGAAGGUGAACUGGUCAUUCACAACUCAGACGGUCAACAGCAACAGGCUACAGUCCUGAGGGAGGACCUAGCUGGAUUCAUCUUUGAGUCUAAUCGUGGGACUAAGCACUCUUUCAUUGCAGAGACCUCACUAGGUCCAGAGUUUUCUACUGGUUGGACCGGGAAGAGAGGAAGGAGGUUUAGAUCUAAACUGGAACAGGUCCAGCAAAAGGUGAAGACACUUGCUCGUGAGCUGUAUGAAGGUUACUUCAAGGUUGCAGAGUCUCAUCCCAGAGAUGUCGUAGCCAAACUCAACUCCAUUGUGAUGCAGCUAGAGGCUGCAUGUGACCUCUACAAUGACCCCAUCAAGGGCAUUGAUGAUGAGCAAGGCUGGAUGGAGGAGAUGAAGGGCGCUCUCGAGACUCUAACCUGUCUCCUACGAGAGGAGAACAACAUCUCAGCAUAUGAGCUACACAGCAGUGGCCUUGUGCAGGCUCUACUCUACUGCCUCAGUGAUGGCUAUGAUCAUGUUGCUCUUCAUGACCGCUACAUCAAGGAGAGAGUAGCUCUCUUCAAAUCAUCCUUCAGAGAUAACAAUGAUGAAGAUGGUGGUGUAUCUCCUUCUGUGAUGCUUGUACGUAAGCUGGUAGCUGUUCUGGAAUCCAUUGAGAGACUUCCUCUCUUCAUAUACGACUCUGCUGGUUCUAGCUAUGGUCUUCAGGUUCUUACACGGAGGCUGAGGUUCAGAUUGGAGAGAGCUACAGGAGAGACCGCCCUCAUUGACAGAACUGGAAGAACAUUGAAGAUGGAACCUCUUACUACUGUGGCCAGUCUAGAGAGAUACUUACUCAAGAUGGUUGCCAAGCAGUGGUAUGACUAUGAGCGAACAAGCUUCACAUUUGUACAUCGUUUGAAGGAAGCACAGUCUAUCACGUUCAGACACACCCAUGACUUUGAUGAUAAUGGCAUCGUCUAUUGGGUGGGAACUAAUGCAAAAACUGCGUAUGAAUGGGUCAACCCUGGUCAAUAUGGUCUGAUAGUGGUCAGUAGCUCUGAUGGACGAGGUCUUCCCUACGGCCGUCUAGAAGACAUCCUCAGUCGUGACUCGUCCGCUCUCAACUGUCACACUAACGAUGACAAGCGAGCUUGGUACUCCAUCGACCUUGGCUUAUGGGUGAUACCAUCUGCCUACACGCUACGUCAUGCCCGGGGCUAUGGCCGCUCUGCCCUGAGAAACUGGCAGUUCCAGAUGUCUAAGGAUGGCAUCAGCUGGAUGACCCUACUCACUCACACCGAUGACUGCUCUCUCAAUGAACCAGGGUCCAGCGCUACAUGGCCUCUGGAACCUUCGACCAGUGAGAAGAAAGGCUGGCGUUACAUUCGUCUUCAACAGAUGGGCAAGAAUGCCAGUGGGCAGACCCACUAUCUCUCACUCUCUGGAUUUGAACUUUAUGGCACUGUCACUGGGGUCGUGGAAGAGAACUUAAGUGUUGCUCCAGCCAAAGUGGUGAAGGACCCUGAAUCAAGUAUGAGGAAGCAGCGUAAGCUGGUGCGUUCACAGGUACUUCGUCAGAUGGUGAUGGGACAGAGAGGGCGGAGUACUGAUUGGAGAUGGAGAGAGUUUGAAGGAGCUCACCAAGCCGAGGGUCUAGCCUCUAGUGAGAGAGAAUCAUUGGUAGCUGCAGUGUUGAAAGCAGCUGCACAGAACGAGCCCCUCCCCUCCAGAGAGCCCCCACCUCUCCCCCGCAUGAAGACCGUCACCAUCCCAGGUACCAGGAGCCCCUCUGUCACAAGCUCCAUACCUGGAUCCACACCAGGAGCUACAGGACCUAUCCUGGGUCGGAAUAAGAGCAACUCCACACCUAGCCUCAGCGCAGGAGAGGGACCAGAUGCUGGCUCUGCUUGUAAAGAUAAAGAUCACGCCUCCACUUCCGAUCUCUCAGCUCCCAGUCUAGCAUCAGCAGCCGUUGUGAUGGAGAAUCAGCUGAUGCGAUCCGGUCUGGAAGCAGUGCUGGCAGAGACAGAAGCAGUGGUCGAUGGUGCUGUCAGCGCAGUGUUGAGCGGAGGAAGGAAUAAGAGAUUGGCUACAGACUCAGAGAAGGCUCUUUCUGAGGCCAUAGAGCUGCCCCCUCCUACAGCAGGUACCGGCUCCACCCCUGUGCUGCCCCCUACCACCAGCAGUAUGAGUGUUAGUGUACCCAACCUAAGCAGUAACCAGGAUGUAGUGUCCAGUCUAGCAGAUACCUUUCCAUCUCUGAUGAGACAGAGCAGGGGUAGUGUAGGCAGCGGUAACAGUACCCUCUCAAACCGGACCAACACCUUUACUUCCAGCUUUGUCAGGUUCCCUUACUCCUCAUCUGGCCUGCCUAGCAACAACUACCUGAGCAGCGCCCAGAGUGCUCCUAACUUGCCUGGUGCCACCACCACCUCCAUGCCUACAUCAGCCAGCACUGUCCUGACGAGUACCCUAAGCUCAGCCCUGGCCACCUCCCUCACAUCCACCUCUAGUGAGAGUGAUAAUGAGUUCUUAGAGCCCUGUCCUACCAGCUCACUCAUGGCCGAGCUGGAGGAUGAGGAGUUCCCAGAGCCGGAGGAUCUCGAUGAUGAGAAUGAGGAUGAUAGUGAUGGAGAGGACUAUGAUGAUGGAACGGAGGAAGAGGACUAUGAUAGCCGAGGUGUGAGACGUAAGACAUGGGAUGAUGAACAUGUAUUGAAGAGACAGUUCUCUGCUCUGGUACCAGCCUUUGAUCCUAGACCUGGCAGGACCAAUGUCCAGCAGACUACAGACCUUGAGAUACCUCCACCAGGUACACCCGAUACAUCAUUUAGAGAUGAGACUGAUAGCACUCCGACACCAAGACUAGGACUCUUCUUAAGAGGACCUGGACUACAAGGGGUACAGGAGACGGAGGUAUACUGUGAGGAUCUACGAUCCACCAUCUUCAGAUACGUUCAGAUGCUGUACCAGCAGACACCUACUGGCACCAAACAUGAUAGGUUACGCAGGAUAUGGGAGCCCACAUACACAGUUGUAUAUAGGGAAUCAAGACCCCAGGAUGAGAGCACUUCAAGUGUAGAAAACACAGAGGGACCAUGGACUGUAGGCUUUGUACAGAGACAUCUAGGCACCGAGAGACUACCUAAGACAGAGCUUAUCAUGUACCUACAGGAGAAGGCAGAUGCUCAGUUCCUUAGGAGAUGGAAGCUGACUAGUAAUGCUACUAAUAUACGCAGGACCAGGAACUCAUCUAGACUAAUCGCUGCAUACAGGGAAUUCAUCCAGCUAGGUCUAGCCAGACCAUCUAGCCAACAGCGCCUAAGCCAGGACUCUGGGCAUGUACUGAGUGAGAGUGAUGGUGGUAGUCUGAAUGCUGGGGGUAAGGAGACUGGUGCUUGCAGUGUAGAUGAUGUCUUACAGCUCCUCAGGAUUCUCUAUGCCAUUGCUACAGAUGUUGGGUCCACAGAUCCAGAUGGUCAUCGCUUCAAUGUACCACCUGAAGAGUUCUACAGUAAAAAGAUCACUAACAAGCUAGCUCAGCAAGUGCAGGAUCCUCUGGUUCUUGCAAGCUUAUCUCUGCCUAAGUGGUGUGAGAGACUGACUAAUAGAUGUCCAAUGCUCUUCCCAUUUGAGACCAGGCAACUCUACUUCACAUGUACUGCAUUUGGUGUAUCAAGAGCCAUAGCAUGGCUGCAGGGGAAACGUGAGGCCAACACUGAACGUGUGAGGACCCCUAGCACCAGACGAGAUGACCAUCAUGAGUUCCAGGUUGGACGUCUCAAACAUGAAAGGGUCAAGGUACCGAGAGGAGAACAGCUUGUGGAAUGGGCCAUCAAUGUGAUGAGACUUCAUUGUGCAAAGAAGUCUAUACUAGAGGUUGAGUUCCUUGGAGAGGAAGGAACAGGUCUUGGUCCUACUCUAGAGUUCUAUGCUCUGAUAGCAGCUGAGCUCCAGCGUAAGAGUCUAGGAAUGUGGUUGACUGAUGAUGAAAUAGCAGAUGACCUGUCAAGAAAGGUUGAUCUUGGUGAAGGUGAGAAGCCCCCUGGUUACUACAUCCAGAAAGCCUCGGGUCUCUUCCCUGCUCCCAUUAUCCAAGACAGUGAAGAGAUCUCUCGCAUUGAGCAACUCUACAACUUCCUUGGUACCUUCCUGGCAAAGUGCCUCCAGGACAAUCGCAUGGUAGACAUCCCCCUCUCAAGACCCUUCCUCAAGCUCAUGUGCAUGGGUGAGACAGGUAGUACCCAUCUCUACUACACCUCUACGCAUGAAUCCUACACCUCACCACGAGACUCAGAGGUCUUCUUUGCAGAGAUGCAGCAGACGGAGGCCUCACUGGAGAGCAUGAGUGAGCUCAUCUCUGAUCUGGCCAUCGACAGCGGUAACGAGUCCAAGGAGCUCAUCCUAGCAGCAGACCCACCCAAACCAUGUACCCCAGCCUGGUUUGCAGGUGUCUUGACCUGGUCUGACUUUGAGUUGAUUGACCCUCAUCGUGCAAGAUUCCUACAGCAUCUUCAAGAGAUGGUGGAUCGUAAGAGACAGAUCCAGCUGGAUGGUAGUAAGACGGAGGAGGAGAGGAACAAUGAGAUUCAGAACCUCUGUCUUGAGACUUCACCUGGAUCAGGGGUACCUGUUAAGCUUGAGGAUCUAGGGUUGACAUUCCAGUUCAACCCCUCCUCCAAAGUGUAUGGUUACCAUAGCUUCAACCUGAAACCCAACGGUGAUGAUGAGUGUGUGAGUCUAGACAAUGCUGAGGAGUACAUCGAGCUGGUAACUGAUUUCUGUCUUCAUACUGGUAUCAGGAGACAGAUGGAGGCUUUCAGAGAUGGCUUCAAUCAAGUGUUCCCCAUAGAGAAGCUUCAUAGUUUUAGUCCAGCUGAGUUCCAGACUAUCCUAUCUGGAGACCAAGCUCCAUCAUGGACUAGGGAUGAUAUCCUCAACUAUACCGAACCUAAACUAGGCUAUACCAGAGAAAGUCCUGGCUUCCAACGCUUUGUCAAUGUCCUGAGUGCAAUGAAUGGUGAUGAGCGCAAGUCCUUCCUUCAAUUUACCACCGGCUGCUCCUCUUUACCCCCCGGUGGUCUAGCUAACCUUCACCCUCGUCUGACCAUCGUCCGCAAGGUGGACGCUAAUGACCAUACCUACCCAUCAGUCAAUACUUGUGUCCACUAUCUCAAGCUGCCAGAGUACUCCAACGAGGACACCAUGAGAGAGAGACUGCUCAGCGCUACCAAGGAGAAAGGAUUCCAUCUUAAUUAACCCCACCUCCACCACCAUCUCAAAGACUCUUGAAAUAUUAGCUGGAUUGUGAAUUGACCUAGGCUUAAUUUAUAUAUUCCUUGAGAGUCAUGCUCUUGCAGACUCUUUUGGUAUCGUAGAUCGAUUAUUGAUUUUAAGGAAACCCUGAAGAUUCUAGGAGGGGCAACCAGACUAUAGGAGACUUCUCAUGAAAGGAGGUAAACACCUGAAUUAAACCUCUGCUUCUCAAGACUGGAAGAAUUUAAAAAGAACUCUGAAUAGUGGAGACAGAUUAUUUAUUGAUACGAGGAAAGAAAGACAGAAACUGCAAUUAUCUCAACAUAAAUCUUAUUAUCUCAUUUUCUGUGGAGUGAUAGAGUUUGCUGUAUUUUCAAGAUACUGCAGAUUAUGGGUGAUUUUUAGAGGGUUUUUUUU